Molecule: messenger RNA, 615 nt
Organism: Lentinula edodes (shiitake mushroom)
Lineage: Eukaryota; Fungi; Basidiomycota; Agaricomycetes; Agaricales; Omphalotaceae
Exons: 3
Biological process (GO): regulation of mRNA stability involved in response to oxidative stress
Cellular component (GO): post-mRNA release spliceosomal complex; nucleus; cytoplasm
Molecular function (GO): mRNA binding
Source: RefSeq, a predicted model, not a curated record
CUCCCAUACCGAGUGCGAUGGCAGGAUCUCAAGGAUCUAUUCAGGAAGGCGGGGACCGUACUCCGUGCAGAUGUAUCGCUGGGUCCUGACAAUCGGUCCAGAGGCCAUGGCACAGUCCUUCUUGCAACGGCGGAAGACGCUGGUCGAGCUAUCGAUAUGUUUAAUGGCUACUCAUGGCAAACGCGAAUAUUAGAAGUCCGGCCUGACCGACUGCCCCCAGAUUUCGACAGUCUCAACCCAAAUCCCACUCCUUUUAGUACCGUCUCAUCUCCUGGCACCUUUGCUUCGCCUCAAGUUCCGAGUUCGUCAUUGGGUGGCUUUACUGAUUUUGACUACAAUUUGUUCGGGUUCGACAGGCCAAGCUCGUCGUCAGGCAAUGCCGGCCGGAAUCUCUUCGUUGGGAAUCUCCCUUUUCAUUGUCAAUGGCAGGAUUUGAAGGAUUUGUUCCGGCAAGCAGGAACUAUAGUACGAGCGGAUGUCGCUCUUGGACAAGAUGGUCGCUCACGAGGAUUUGGUACCGUUGUAUUUGCAAACGACUACGACUCCGAACGUGCCGUAAAGAUGUUCAACGGGUAUGAGUACAACGGUCGUGUGCUCAAAGUGCAUUUCGACAAA